This is a messenger RNA of Fopius arisanus, 5119 nucleotides long. RefSeq lists its product as uncharacterized. The transcript has 7 exons. The record is from RefSeq and is a predicted model, not a curated record. Lineage: Eukaryota; Metazoa; Arthropoda; Insecta; Hymenoptera; Braconidae. Bases 1143 to 3404 code for a protein of 753 amino acids.
GGGCGGUAAACCCUUAGUCGUAAUAGAAAUACAGAACGAGACAGAAGUACAGGCCCUCCUGAAAGUCCGAUUAAUGUAUCAAUAGUACAAGUUAAAAUCCACCAUCCCAGCACUAAAAAACUCAAAAAUUCUCUGACCCCUGAAAAAAAAAUAGUCACUCGUUUGGAAAUGCCAGUUAAAAAAGCUGCGCCCGUGAAAUUCAACCGCCUGAAAGUUUCAUUUUCCCAAGACUUGUAAAACUGUUGUACGCGUGGGUACAGUACAUGCAAAAAGUUUGUUUAUCAAGUGAUUCAAUGAUACAAUCCUCCGCAGUAUAAUGCACAUCAGUCUGAUUAAUUUCAGUAUUAUUCAUCAUCAUUUUAACCCCUUGAACCUCAACCAAUUCUCCUCAUAGUGCCUAAAAAAAAUUGUGUUGUCAACUACUCGAUGUUUAACGCAAAAACAGGAGUAGGUGUAGUUUCCAGAGAAUUAGACGCCAUCUGUUCCUCGAUAUAUUACCCAGUGACUUUGUCGAUAGAUUAUUGAUUACUUUUGGUUAUGUUUUAUUUCGUUGUUAUUAAUCAAGCGAAGUGCUUCCGUACUGAUCAUUUUCAAAAAAAUAUCAUCUCCAAAACUAGAGGUUCAAGUGUCGGAUGGGAAGGGAGGAAAAAUCGUUAAUUUUCUCUAGAGAUUUCUCGUUUUUUCGUGUGUGUUUGUUGGGAAUUUUGUGAUAUGCCACAGCGUGGUAGUGAAAUUUUUUGGAAAAAAAUGUUGGCUGGAUUUUUCGAGUCUCGGUCAAUUUGUCUGACUUCACGGAAUGCGAGAUUCAGUUGUCAUUGAACUUUGGGAAUUCGGCGCGAUGACACGGAGCUGUGAUUUUCGAGGAUUUUGAGUCGGGAGGGUCUUGAAUUUUUUUUUUUGGUUUUUUUAGAGGGGGUCUUGGGGCUGGGGUAGUGUUUUUUGGAGUACGAGGUUGAUAUAACGGUUGGAAUUUUGAUGUGACCGUUGAAAUAGUGUUUGUGGAUAGUGUACCGUGUGAAAUCUCGAUGUUACCACCGUUGUCACAGGGCCCAGAUGCCCUGGAAUUGGAUAUUCCUGGUUGACAGAUCAUCGCCGGUUGUUUUCCCGUUUUUUGGGAAUUUUUUUGGCAAAUUUAGAGGACCAUGGCGUUGUCAGCUAAUGAUUGUGAUUUGGUCCUCGCCAGGUUGACAGCUAGAAAUGGUGAUACGCCCGGUUAUGAUACGUGGCCACAGGAAAAAGUACCUGUGAAGCAAGAGCGCCCAGAUGAAGCGGAAAUCCGCGAAUUGGCUGCCAAAAUGGUGGAAGCAAACAAAGCGAAAAUGUUAACUUCGAUACCAGGAGUAUCCCAAAGACCGACAGGUGGUCAACAGGCUCUUCCUGGUAUUCUCGGUUAUUUAAACAAAAAGCCAAAUGACUCAACAACCCAACAAGCAUCAAAAUCCCCCUCAGUCGAUGGUAAAACACCACUGGACGACGACAGCCAGCGUGGGAGAUUCGGUUGGAUAACAUUUGAUAAAUGUCACAUCCCUUACAUAUACCGAAGUGGUGAAAAGUACUGUGCUGUUAGGAUACUUGAGGCAAAACUACUCAACAAGUACCUGAACUACUUGCACUCGGAUAUAUACAGUUGUACAUGUAUAAAGAGUUACUUCAUCACCGAGGCUGAGAGUAAAUUAUUUAAUGAGAUUAACAACAAACACUGUGAGAACCAAUUUGGUAAGGAACAAUUUACAUGCAAAGAUCUUGUUGUUAGAUUGUCUGAUGCCAAAGAAUUCUACACAUUUCUCGACGUUUGUUAUACUAAAUUAACGAGUCAAAAUGUCAAUACUGGACAGAAGGGGGAGAAGUGCGGUUUCAUUCGUAUUAAUAAGGAAUCAGUGGUACCGUACACUGUUAAAGACAAUUUGAAGUAUGUGCCGCUAUUUUAUUUUGAGGGUGAAACGGACAAUCUGAAACUUAAAGCCGAAAAACUCGAGGGAUGGGACUUGUCUUAUCUUAAAUUUUGUUGUAAAGUACAGGGUAUACGUAAUGAAUUAUUUGCUAGUGAAACGUGUUCAGUGAUAAGUUUGAGUGACAUUAAGAGUUAUUUUCCACCUGGUACUGGAUUUGAGGAUUAUUGGCCGAGUAAAGUUAUGGAUUCACAGUUAUUUGUUAGUGGUAAGGGUGGAGCUAGUGCUGGUGGGUGGACAAAACAACCACCAGCACCACCAGCUGUUAGUAAACCAGUUGCUGUUGUCAAUAAUGCUAGUAGCAAGACAGUCAUCAAUGCUAGGACAAUGCAGUCUGUACCAAGGAGUACAACUGUUAAUACAACGAUACAUCAUAUUAAUCAGACUAGGCCUGUUACCACACAUCCUGGGCAUGGAUCACCUAAUACCGCUAGAACACCUACCAAUGCUCAAAUUCUCAAUCCUGUUCCUAAUGCUGUCAAUGGGUGGUCUGGACUCGUUGGGGAACAGCCAACUUUUCAAACUAUCGUACCUCAGUCCAAUUCCAUUAUCAGAAUGCAGAAUCCAUCUCUCAAUAUGCAUAGCCCAAUGGCGACGUCCAAAGGAUAUUCCCAGCAACCAAGGAGUAGACCAAACAGCAAUGCCCAGUCUGGACAGUAUCCAGUUUAUCCUGUGUCUACGAUGCAAAAUGUAGCGCAGGCACCUCCGCCCCUUGUUAGGGCGACAGCUCAUUCUAAUCAACCAAAUCUGGGUUAUCCAACCUAUGGGAAGGAUGACUGGAUGGGAGCAACGUACACGACAUCAAGUCUAGUGCAAAAUGCUGUAACAGCCAGCACCUAUCCCCAGAUGCUGAAUUUGAGUACUGAGCAGGUGCAGGCACUGCUGCAUCCACCAACAUCAUCGGCUAUUAUGCCGCAUACGCAGCGACAUACACCACCGGCGCACAAUACCUCGCAUCCCAAGUAUCCUCCACCAUUGAUACCAGUCAAUGGAAGUUCUAACAGUACGAGAGAUUCUCGAGGGAGGAAGGCCCUAAUCCCCAUCGCUGAGACGAUAGCAAGCUGUCAAGUCCAGCCAUAUGGAAUUCAGAAGGCUCUCGUCGAUGAGAAAUUGGUGCCGUGUAUCAAUUUCAAGCCCUACAUUUAUUCCGAAUUGCUUAUGACAUUGCCGGACUUUGUAUUCCAAUUUUUUCCCAACGCUGAUAUGAAUAACUGCAGGGAAAUUCUCAGUGAUGUCUUGGGGGUGGAUUUAUACCAAGGAAACAGACUACAAAUGAAGAAACUGAUGGAGGCUGGCAAGUGUACCUCGAUGAACGAGGAAUUGCCACUGAUUCAAGUACGAAAUAUAAUAAAGUACAUGCCGCAGAUGAAGUACAUGUUCAGGAGUAUGGGUAUACCAGCAACAGCUCAUUCAUCCGAGGAACAUCCCCCUAAAAAAAGACAGCGUACCAGCUAGGAUUGGCUCCAGCCUUACUGGCCCACAUACGAUUACUAUCACUCGGCAUUUUAAUCAGUGCUGUUUGUCCAAGUGCUGUUGUGGCACGUUUAAUUGAGUUUAUUCAUUUUCAUUUUAUUUUUCAUCCCUUGAAGAAUAAACGAAGAGAUCAUCGUACCCCUAAGGCUACCUCAACGAAAGAGCAUUUUCUAUUUUUCUUUUCAAUUCUGAUCAGUACACAGUGGAAAUAUUACGUGACUCAUAAUUUUGGCCAUAAUGAAUUGGUUGAAAAAUUGACUGAAUGGAAUUUUCAGUGAUUUUUGCGAAGUAAAAUCAGAAGAAUGAGUUCCUGAAGGCGAAUAUUAAUUCGUGGGAGAUAAAAUUCAAGUGGAAAUGAGAGAAAAAUUGAGAUGAUGAUUCAAUGAAGGAAGAGGAGUCGAAAUGAAUAAUAAAUAAAAAUAAAUGGACGGAGAACGUGCCACAAUGGAGGAUGUGUACAUAAAUUCUGGACAUUACGUUUGGAAAGUGAGAGGAGUGGGUUAAUUUUAUACGAGUGAGUAGAAGAAAAGGCUCUAAUUUCAAGUUAAUAGUUCGAGAAUUAAAUGACAGGUCGGGCAGCUCAAACAAAUGGUCUUCCGUUGUGAGCUUCAUUUCCCGUUUAAGAGAUAAAUUUUCGACGUUAGGGUUGACCAGAAAUAUCAGUUCGUUCAAGUAGUGAAGAGGUGAGUUGGAGCACGUCGAGUUUUGCGGAAAUAUCUCGACAUCUGUAGGAGAUAGAGAAUUUCCCAUCAGGAUGCCUUUUAUAGGGUUGAUUGAAAGCUGCAAAAAAGGUAUCCACAAAAAUUUUGCCAUCUACCUCAGAUCCAGAGAUAUUCAGGUUACCCUCCACCUCUUCCCUGUUGAAUCGAUCCAGCUUGAUUUUCCAUUAACGAUAAACGUGUGACGAACAUAACUCAAGACGUUCCUGUGCUCUGACAAGUGUAUAUAAGAGUUGAAUAACUGAAAUCAAUACACGAUGAAUUUUCAUCGAUAAAUGCGGGGGAAUAAAUAAAUGGUGUGUGCUGGAAGGGUGAUUAAACCCUUUGACUAUCCUGUUACAGUGAAAGAAUACAUACUAAAGUGGUAUAUUUUAUUAUUCAUAUGGAUAUUGUAGACUUGAAGACGCAGAAAUCGAGGAACACAAAACGUUAAUAAUCGUAUUGCCAUUGACAAGAGACUACGAUGGACUGGCGUCUGAAUCCAUUCAUGUAUCAUAUCUUGAAUCUUCAUUUUUUACACUCCAAAUUAGUACUACGAAAUUAAUGGGAAAGGGGGCGGGGAAAUGACAAAUGUAUAAAGUUGGUAAGGGGGUUAUUCUGGUUUUUCAUUAUCUGGGGAGUUCUGAUAAAUUUUUCAUUAAUUUCAAUUUUGUAUUCCUGACGAUGAAGUGGUUGGUGGAUGGGUGGAGAAAUUAUUCGAGAGAAUUUUCGUAAAUAAUGGGUACGCGAAUCUCCGGGGGGAAAAGAAGCUCUGCAAGGCACCAGUCCACGAUUUAGAGAAAAAAGUAAAUUGUGAAAAUGAAGGUGUCAAGCCUUCGGUUCUAAGUAUAUUUAGAUUAGAGCGUCUAUUUGUUGAUGGAAGGGGAGGGGAAAAUAAUUGUUAUGAUAAUUACGUGUACUAUAAUUUAUCAUACUAUCAUCUGUAUAUAUAGCCUAUGAAAAAGUAAUUAGGAAUAAUAGAUAUUUCAACAAAUAAAU